This is a messenger RNA of Psylliodes chrysocephalus, 1605 nucleotides long. The record is from the annotation of a GenBank genome assembly. Lineage: Eukaryota; Metazoa; Arthropoda; Insecta; Coleoptera; Chrysomelidae.
GUUUUUGUCGCUUGUUGCUGUUGCCUAGGGAAAGAUUUGAGACUUUAAUAUCAGAUGUCACAUUGACACAUUCUUUUUGUUUGCAAUUUUGGGUUCCAAUUAAAAAGUAGAAAUGAUAGAGACUGAAGAAAUUUCGUUAGACAAAUUGUCCCCAAUUAAUGAUAAGGAAGAACAAAGAAUCAUGUUCGAAAAAGCUGGAUUGUUGCUGGAAAGAUUAGCCCAUGACAGUGAAAAAGAUGAAAAUACUGUUAAUAUUGCUGAUUUUAAAUUGCAAAAAAUAAUUUCCAACGUUGAACAUGAAGGUUCAAGUAAUGAAGAUUCAAGUUCAGAUGAUUCAAGUACUGAAGGUUCAAGUACUGAAGAUUCCAGCGAUGAUGGAUCAAGUAAUGGAGAAGAACAAAUCGAUAAGAAAAACAUAAAAGCUUCACUCGAAAAGAUGCUUAAAAAUAAAGAAGAAGAAUUGGAAGCCAUCAAAUUUGAAACAGAUAUCCUUUUCGAGGGAUUGAGUCGCAAACAUGAAGCAGAAAAAGAUCUAGAUAAUGAAAAGCAAAAUGUAAGUCCAAUAAAAGCAGAAGCAAAUAUAGAUCAAGAAACUAUUCACUUUAGUAUCGAAAAAUCAGUCGCUAUUAAUGAGAAAACAAAUACAGAAAUUAACGAAAAUGGAGGUAAAAAUAGCGAACAAAAAAAAGAAAGUGAACCGAAACCAGCAGAAGUUCAGAAAAAAUUCAACUUCGUAAAUGAAGAGGAGAAAACAAUCCAUAAGAUGUUGUCAACUGUACAGUCUCGACAAAAUUUAUUAGAAGAGAAAAUGGUGGCCCUAAAAGCCAGUACCGAAUCCCUUAGAGAGCAAUUACAAACGGAAAAAGAAAAACUGAAAGAAGAAAUUAACAAAACUAUUGAAUUAGAGAAAAUGAUAAAGAACGAAAAUCAGAUAAAAGAGCAAUAUAUGAAACAAUCAUGGAAAAUUGGCGAAGAUGAUAUUCUGAAUAACAUGGAGAGUUUUGGAGAUUACAGAUAUUUUACUAAUACCACGAUUAAUUUUGGAAUGGAAAUUAAGAAACGAAACUAUCAGAAAUGGCUUUCGGAAAUUGGAAAUGAAUGUGAAAGGCAACUGACUACGGUUCAAAAUAACUUAUUGGUGUUAAAGCCUUUGAAGGAGACGGUAUCAAAAUGGAGUAAACUGAACAGUGAAGAAACAGAUCUCGAUUACAAAAGUGAAGAAACAGAUUUAUUUGACAAAGGAGAAUUAACGGCAAAUACAGAAGAAGUUGAAGGGGAAAUUGCAAAUGAAUAUGCAAAUGAAAAAGAAAAGAAAUAUAGUGGAAAUUUAGGAAACGAAAUAAUUAAGAAUAGCCAGGCAAUUCAAGAAAAAAAUUGGACUAAAUAUAAGGAGACAGAGGAAGAUGAUGAUGGUGUUGAAAAUAAAUACGAAAAUCAGUUGUCUGAAGUACAGAAAAUUAAAUUUGAUAAAAAUACUCAUGAUUUAGCAAAAAUUGACAUUGUCAUUAAAACAAAAAGUUUGGAAAGUUGUAAUAUAAAUUAUAGUUAAAUUAAAUAAAAAAACACGAAUACUUAUUAAUAGAUAUCUACUUAAAUAAAUUCGGC